AUGGCGUUGAUCGAAGCAAGGCACGACUCAAUGAGGCUUCAGCCGACGUUGAGUAACUCUUGGCUGGUGGUUAUGUAUGCGGGGAGAAGAAGUGUCGUGGCGUCGAUAGGCGGCGAGGAUCAGCGUCGGGUUGGGAAGGAGGGGAAAGGGGAAUCGGCAGUGGCAAGCGAUAGAUUCAACAUCAAUUCUCAGCUAGAGCAUCUUCAAACUAAAUAUGUUGGAACAGGGCAUGCGGACUUAAAUAGAUUUGAAUGGGGUGUGAAUAUCCAACGCGACAGUUAUGCAUCAUACAUUGGCCACUACCCUAUCUUGGCCUAUUUUUCUGUUGCUAAAAAUGAAUCCAUUGGAAGACAACGCUACAAUUUUAUGCAAAAAAUGUUGUUGCCUUGUGGUCUUCCUCCAGAGAGAGAAGAAGAUUGA
Messenger RNA from Zingiber officinale, 420 nucleotides. RefSeq lists its product as uncharacterized. NCBI's taxonomy places the organism in Eukaryota, Viridiplantae, Streptophyta, Magnoliopsida, Zingiberales, Zingiberaceae. Bases 1 to 420 code for a protein of 139 amino acids. The transcript has 4 exons. Gene Ontology annotation, cellular component: U2 snRNP; precatalytic spliceosome. The record is from RefSeq and is a predicted model, not a curated record. Gene Ontology annotation, biological process: mRNA splicing, via spliceosome.